AGAAUUCGACGAUCAGGAGCAAGCCAUGCCGUGGGCUUCCCUGUUCGAUUACAGUGGACUAUGCUUCCUGUGGUUCAACACCGGCGGCUGGAGGGAUGGAGAGGUGACGUACCACGUAGGAUUAGAGGGUAAGAAGGCGUUUCUCGAGAAGCUUCGAACUCGGCUGGCGAAACAACGUCAGCAGAAGCUAGAGACCAGCGGCAAUUUGGAUCAGUCUAGCUGCUAGGCCAUCCAUGGUUUGCGGCUAGCGAUAGUCUAGUACAUGUAGUAUCGUGUGGCGAACACUGUCACAGGUCAUUGCAUCCCUGAAUAAGAUACUCAGAAAGAGU
Phanerochaete carnosa HHB-10118-sp is the source of this 329-nucleotide messenger RNA. RefSeq lists its product as uncharacterized. The transcript has a single exon. The record is from RefSeq and is a predicted model, not a curated record. Bases 26 to 226 code for a protein of 66 amino acids. NCBI's taxonomy places the organism in Eukaryota, Fungi, Basidiomycota, Agaricomycetes, Polyporales, Phanerochaetaceae.